CCCGUGUAAUAGCCUUAUAGCCCUAGUCGUCGUCCUCUAUGAUCUGUUGCGUGAAGAGACCGAGGCCCUGACGAUGUGAGAAAGUGUGAAACAUAAAUCGACAACUGCGAGCCGAUCCGGCGACUUAACUGCGAGGCCGCGACUUGACUGAGAGGCUGUGAAUUGUGAACAUCGUGUUGUACGGAGCUGAGACCCCCUCGCUUGACUGAGGUUGCGAUUUUAAGGGUAGCCCAUUUUGAAGGCCCAAGAACAAUACAGCAUGCACACUGACCAAAGAAGCGUGAUUUCCCCGUGCUCCGCCUGUGCAGCCGUAGACGGCGGCCUUGUGAUACCAGCGACGGAUGCAAUUCGUUCAUUUCUCGUCGCUUCUACGCAGGACUCUCACCUUGCUGAAGAUAUGAGAGACCUUGCUGCCUCACUCUCCCUGUUAGUGUCCAUUCCUUACAAACCUCUUCGAUCCGUAUGGAUGGGAUCGAACCCGACAAAAAGACCCGAACUCCUCUCCCUUCUAUGUGGAACCGAUUUCAUGUUCCCUAGCCCCAAGCCAAGAGAAAAGAGCAAGGAGCUGAAGGCUCGGCUAAGAAAGCUUGUGGAGGCAUCGGAGAGGAAAGCCUAUGAGGAAUUAGUCAAGGACAUAACCCCCAGGAAGAAAGUGGAAGAGCCUUUCUCUUCUUACAAGGAUCAAUUGGGAUUCGGCUUGCACGUUGUGCUUAUUAUGUUCACCGGCUUUUUGGUUGGAUAUGCUGCUUUCAGGGCAUUGUUUAGUCACAGUCCAGCCAUGAAUGCUGCUGGUGGUAUCCUCGGAUUGGUUGUAGGCAUGUUGGUUGAAACACUUCUUUUCGUUGUUAGAACUACUAGUAUGGAUCGAAGAUCCAGUUUUACUUCUCAAACGAAAAAGAAUCAGUGAAGUUCACCAUAAGGCUGUGUUUGGAAUGCAGAACAUGGUACGUGAAGGCAAACAAUGUUUAAAAGAUUGAGAUAUGUUUAGAUUUUUAGUUUUUAUCAUAGAAAUAGAUUAGUUAAAUGAGCUAGAACCAGUAUAAAAGAAAUAAAUAUACUUCGGAUGAACAAAUAUUUUUUCAUCACGUUUUCUCUCCUUCCCAAAUUCCCUAUUGUUUCUUCUGUGUUUAUUUCCCUAUUCCAGCAUUUAGACAUUUGUGGUUUGAUGUUUUCUGCUAUUUGAACUGCAAAAAGUUUAUAUAUGUUUGGCAAUUGUGAUAUAUUAAAUUAAGGCCAUCGUCUUAUCUCUAUUGCUGUCA
Messenger RNA from Cuscuta epithymum, 1259 nucleotides. The record is from the annotation of a GenBank genome assembly. NCBI's taxonomy places the organism in Eukaryota, Viridiplantae, Streptophyta, Magnoliopsida, Solanales, Convolvulaceae.